Musa acuminata subsp. malaccensis (wild Malaysian banana) is the source of this 2491-nucleotide messenger RNA. The record is from RefSeq and is a predicted model, not a curated record. Lineage: Eukaryota; Viridiplantae; Streptophyta; Magnoliopsida; Zingiberales; Musaceae.
GGAUAUGCACUGCCUCGAACAUGUCGAAAAACUUGGAUCUUUGAUUUUUCUUUAAAUUGCCUCUACUUGGAUGACUUGUUUUUCGUUCUACUACAGCAAUUUAGCAUUUUUCAACCUAAAAUUGUGGAUUUCCUUCUCAAAGUUAAGAAAGAGAUCCGACUGAUUGAAUGAACUUCCUCUUUCUCCUAUUUCCAUUCUGUCUUUCUAUCAAAAAAUAUAUAUCUUUUUUGAGGUCAGUAGGUGUUUUUUUGGCUUGGUAAAAAUAAUAAUAUGUCUGUAUUAUAAUAUCUCUUAAAAUCAUCACCAAGCUGUUGGUUUGCUUAGAUAUUAUCAUCAUCUUAGUUACCAGAAGUGAUAUAUACAACAGCUGUUUGAUUUUAGCAAACAAACUUUCCAAAUUACCAGGAAUAAUUUGAUUGUACAUGUAUAUAGUGAUGUCAGUUUGAUGAAUUGUGGAUACUUCCCAAAAGAAUCUAAAUGGAUUGAAAUGAGUUCUGGGCUUCCUCAUACCUUUGUUUGAUGUAGUUGUUAAAUAUUACUAUAAUAACUUAGCAGAGAAGAUAAUAGUAUUGUGAAAUCACCACAUGAUGAGAUCUGAUUUCAUUUCCCUUGUGAGCUCAGAAUAUAAAUAAAUGCAUUGGAGUUUUUCUGAAUAUUUGUGUUAUGCUUCUAGGACAGCUUCAAUCCCUUGUAGUUGUAAGCUAUGGUUAACUUCUAGAAGCUAUGUGAGCUUGGUAAAAAAAUCAAAUGAACUUAUUCUACUACCAAUAUGUUCAUGGUUUCUCUCCCUAGAAGGGAACAAGUUUUUCUCAAGGGUUGUUUUAUGGACUUGCAAGGCAUUACUUUGAGCUCUCCCAACAUAUAAAGGAUUUUUAUAUAAUAAUUAUCUUUUCAUAAUAUUAAAGUAGCACAUGUACCCCUUCAAACCAUGAUAGUGUAACUCUUGUUAGCAUUCAUUCGGUAAACUCAGGUUAACUAACCAUGAUAGUGUUAAAAAAAUAAAAAUAAAAACAGCUGAGUUUGAUUGAGUCGAAGCAAUUGGUCUGUGGCAAAUGUUGACCUGCUCCCUCCUGUAUUAGUGCCAAAGGUGCUCUUCCUGUGCCCUCUGUGACCCUUUUAAUUUGUUUUUUACCUCAUCAGUCUUUUGGAUAAACAUGGAAGAGGAUGCUGACUCAGAAAUCUAAUAUUUAACUGGAAUAGGUCCUCCGGAUGAUGUCUCCUCCAUAGGAAAUGGAAUAGGGUCGUCAGGCCCCGGGAUCUUUCAUUGUCCUUUCCUUGUCUCCCAACCGUGUUCGGCUUUUGGCUGCUCCGAUCAUGCUUUUAUAUCCCUUCCCUGUGUUUUCUGUAGCUUUCAUCGCCCAGUCUUCUUUACUUGUAUAAGUGGAGUGGUUGUGCCAUACUAGUUGCAAGUGGAAAGAGUGGAGCAUCCCAUUUGGUAUAUGACAGACGGGAGUGUUUUUGACAGCAUGUCAAUAAUGCCUCCACUCCUUUCUUUAAAGUAGAUGCUGGCCGUCUCCUGAUAAGACAGUGAUGGAGGUGGAAGGGACGGUGGAGUCGGAUUCAGAUAAGAAGCCAGCGAAGAAGUGCAGCUCCGACGCCGCGGCGACGGCCUCGAACAACGGCUGCUUCGACUGCAACAUAUGCCUGGACUUCGCCGCGGACCCGGUGGUCACCCUCUGCGGCCACCUCUACUGCUGGCCGUGCAUAUACAAGUGGCUGCAGCAGGGAAACGGCGGGGGCGGCGAGUCCUCGCAGCAGUGCCCGGUGUGCAAGGCUGCGUUGUUCCAGCGGAGCCUGGUGCCGCUCUACGGCCGCGGCCAUAGCACCAAAUCGGCCCAGCAAAGCCUCGACAUACCGCGCCGACCCUCGUUCCCGCGGGAGGCGAUCGAGCAGCGAUUGCUGCAGCUGAACGAAGAGCAGGAUCCGGUGAUGCAGCAGCGGCGUCGCCACGUAGUCGAAUCUAGCGGCGAUCACGCGCCGCCGUUCUCGCCGCUGGCGGCGGCAAGGGUGACAAAUUCGGCUGCCGGUGAGGUGUUGGGGGGGAUGGCAGUGGCGGUGCUGCCGUGGAUGUUUCGGGACCAGGAGUGGGCAAGCGUCUACCACCCGAGCCCGUACCACGUCGUCGGCAACGGGGUGAGGAGGCAGGAGGUGGAGCUUGCGCGGUCACUGCAUCAGAUAUGGGUCUUCCUCUUCUGCUGCGCCAUUCUGUGUCUCCUCUUGUUCUGAGACUCCAAUGCGUCUUCGGAGCAUGACGAGGCACCUGUCACGGGAAAGCAAAAGGGUCAAGAUGCUUGACCAAAAUCAAAAAGGUAAGGAGGAUUCAGAAGCUGAUGCUUCUCAAGUAUCAGAAUCAUGUUGCAGAAAUCCCCGAAAGCACUCACCGAUCGGUGAAUCAACUGUAUGAAUCAUUUGAACCUUUGGGCAAAUUUCAGUUCAAAACGAGAUUCUGUCAAGAGAGAGAGAGAGAGAGAGAGAGAGAGAGAGAGAGAUA